UAUUGGUAUUUCUUUGCUAUCGAUUGAUGGUCAGUCGAUGCAGCUUAGCUAUUGGUUUUAAAAAGCAUUUGUUUGGAAUCCAAUAAGGAACCCCAGUCAUGGAGGACUUGGUGAAGAUGUGCCGUGUGUGCAUGGGCGAGUCGGAGGACAUGUUGGACAUCUACGACAACAAGAGCUUGGGGGACAAACUGAGCGCCGAUCUAAAGAAAACCAAGGAGCCGGAGCCCACGCCGGCUGAUCUGCUGAAGAACUGCAGUGACUAUCCAGUGGCAUCCGGGGACGGCUUUCCCUUGAAGGUGUGCGAGCCGUGCCUGAUGAAAUUACGGGAGGCCAUGAGAUUCAAGAGGCGCUACACAAGGACAAUGGAAUACGUAGCGCGCGUAAAGAAGGAGCAAAUCGACCAGGAGACCUGCGAUCUCCUGGAGGCCGAGGAUUGGGAUCUCGUGGAGCGCAUCAAGAGCGAAGACGAGGAGGAGAACGAGGACGACCUGCAGCCGAAAAGAAAGAAACUCAAUGAGGUGGAUAAGGAGCGGCCCUUCAAGUGCCCAGACUGCCAGAAAAACUUCACCGGCAAAGCCCAGUUGACCAUGCACAGUCGCAUCCACGGCAAGAGAUCCACUAGGCCCAAACGAAGAACUCUUAAAUAGUCUUACGGAUCUCAGCCGCUUGGCAAAAUGCACCCAACUACCAAAUAGUUAUUAAUCAUCUUGUUAAAAACACUUUCAAUAUUUUUAUAAAAUAGAAACAAGUUAGGGACUAAACUAAUACUAACUUAGGGGCUGGUGUUAAAAGCAAUUUGAUGUACAUAUAUUGACAUUGGCUAACAUUGAUAUAGACAUAAAUAAUGCUUCUUCCAUUGA
Drosophila santomea is the source of this 860-nucleotide messenger RNA. RefSeq lists its product as uncharacterized. NCBI's taxonomy places the organism in Eukaryota, Metazoa, Arthropoda, Insecta, Diptera, Drosophilidae. The transcript has a single exon. Gene Ontology annotation, cellular component: nucleus. The record is from RefSeq and is a predicted model, not a curated record. Gene Ontology annotation, molecular function: zinc ion binding.